CGUUAUUCUGAACACAACAGCUCUGAGAUCUUCAAGCUCUACAGAACUUCUACAGAUUCGUUCUGUCAUUGUGAAGAAGCAUCUUGAAGAAUGAGAAGCCUGAUGUGUGUGCUGUUCCUGGUGCUCUUCUGCUCUGUGCAGAUGACUUCAAGUGCUCCCCAUGCAAUUGGUGCACAAUCAAACUGCUGUGUAGAGUUCAAAAAUGUGAGGAUUCCUAUAAAGCAAGUGGUGUCUUACUACUGGACCAGCAGCAACUGUGCCAAACGCGCUAUUGUGUUUAAGACAGUUGUUGGGAGAGAGAUCUGUGUAGAUCCAGAGACGACCUGGGUGAACCACCAUGUUGAUAAAGUGGACAAAAAAACAACAACUGCAGCUGCUGCUGCAUCAACAACCUCUCCUACAGCAAAGACUCAGAGCCUCACAAUCUAAAAGAAGCUACACUGUUUCUA
Molecule: messenger RNA, 449 nt
Organism: Sinocyclocheilus rhinocerous
Lineage: Eukaryota; Metazoa; Chordata; Actinopteri; Cypriniformes; Cyprinidae
Product: monocyte chemotactic protein 1B-like
Exons: 3
Coding region: 91-429 (112 amino acids)
Biological process (GO): immune response
Cellular component (GO): extracellular region
Molecular function (GO): chemokine activity
Source: RefSeq, a predicted model, not a curated record